UUUCUGGGGGAUUUUUUCAUUAGAUAUUCAUCGUUAAAUUUGAGGGAUUUUUUUAAGAUUAGAGGACCUACUUUUUCUAUAAAAGCGCAGGAAAAUUUAGAAUUGGACAUCAGUUUUUCGAAAUUGCAAACAUGAAGGCUUUCUUCGUUCUUUUUGCUCUGGCUUUGGCCGCUCCUGCUUUCGGUCGCACCAUGGACCGAUGCUCCUUGGCUCGUGAGAUGUCCAACCUGGGCGUUCCCCGUGACCAAUUGGCUCGUUGGGCCUGCAUUGCCGAGCACGAGAGCUCCUACCGCACCGGAGUGGUGGGUCCCGAGAACUACAACGGAUCCAACGACUACGGCAUCUUCCAGAUCAACAACUACUACUGGUGUGCUCCUCCCAGCGGUCGCUUCUCCUACAACGAGUGUGGCCUGAGCUGCAAUGCUCUGUUGACCGAUGACAUCACCAACUCGGUUCGUUGCGCCCAGAAGAUCCUUGGCCAGCAGGGAUGGUCCGCCUGGUCCACCUGGCACUACUGCAGCGGAUGGUUGCCGUCCAUCGAUGACUGCUUCUAAGCUGUAGUUCCUGAUUCGUAAUAAAAAUGAUUUGAGCAAGAA
Messenger RNA from Drosophila ficusphila, 596 nucleotides. Its product is annotated as lysozyme B-like. The record is from RefSeq and is a predicted model, not a curated record. The transcript has a single exon. Gene Ontology annotation, molecular function: lysozyme activity. The coding region runs from base 132 to 554 and encodes 140 amino acids. NCBI's taxonomy places the organism in Eukaryota, Metazoa, Arthropoda, Insecta, Diptera, Drosophilidae.